AUGGAGACUCAGCGUAAAAGGAUUUUAAAUGAGGAAUAUAACGAUGGAACUAUUGAGAUAUCAGGACAACAUGCAACCACCAGUGGAAUGCUUAAAUACACUGUAUUGUUCAAAACUACAAACUGGGGUGAAAAUCAUAAAAAUAUGCCCGGUAGUUUUUGGAAAUAUGUAACUUGUGUAAAAAUGGAAUAUAACGUAGAAGAGGGACGUUUACCUAGGGAAUUCAUAGAAUAUGAUUUCGCCGAAGAUGCCAUGGACUAUGAGACACAGUUAGCUGAGGCACGUGAUAUAAAAUUUACGCAGACUCUGACAGAGCCCUUGUGUAUCGGCUCUCAUAUCAUAUGUACAGGAACGCCUACUGAAAAUGUACCAUGGUAA
Molecule: messenger RNA, 378 nt
Organism: Parnassius apollo (apollo)
Lineage: Eukaryota; Metazoa; Arthropoda; Insecta; Lepidoptera; Papilionidae
Source: the annotation of a GenBank genome assembly